Molecule: messenger RNA, 749 nt
Organism: Alosa sapidissima (American shad)
Lineage: Eukaryota; Metazoa; Chordata; Actinopteri; Clupeiformes; Clupeidae
Exons: 2
Coding region: 18-749 (243 amino acids)
Molecular function (GO): protein dimerization activity
Source: RefSeq, a predicted model, not a curated record
CAUGCAGAAUUAACCGUAUGACCACAUUAAUUGAUAAAUUGCUGUUGUAUGAAUCUGCUAGGCUGAGUCCAGUCGAGAUCGCCUUUUUGGAGGAGUAUGCCAAAACCAUGGGACCACUCGCCAAGGCCCUCAACAUUCUGCAAUCCGAAGCAGACGUUCAGAUGGGAUGGCUCCUACCUACUUUGACGCUCCUCAUCACUAAGCUUCACAAAAUCCGCACUAGUUGCAGAUAUUGCAAACCAUUGGUGGAUGCUGUCCAAGAGGGCCUGCAGCGACGCUUUGAAGACAUGCUUCUGGAACCAGAAUUUAUUGCUGCUGCUAUCCUUGUCCCAAAGUUUAAAACAUCGUGGACCUCUGAAGAAAACGUCAUAAAACUAGGCCUGGACUACAUUAAGGACCAUCUGGAGGAAGACCCUUCACAUCAAUCGCCAGCUAAUGGCUCCAGUGCAUCAGAUGAUGAGGACUUCUUUGCAAGCAUGAAGACAUCUGAUGGUCAGGAAAAUAUUAAACAAUUAGAAGGCUACCUUGCCUCAAAGGUAGACCACAAGGAUAUAUUGAAGUCGUACCCUGUAGUGUGUAAGUUAUCUCUUAAACUUAACACCACUUUACCAGCUUCAGCCGCUUGUGAGCGCCUAUUUAGCACAGCUGGGCUGAUUUUUAGUCCACGGCGGGCAAGGCUGGAUGCAAAAAAUUUUGAGAACCAGCUCCUCCUGAAGCGAAAUAAGAAAUAUUUCAGCUUUAGUAAAUAA